CGCUUGCCCCGGCCGCGUCGGCGCUCGGCGGAGCCCGGGGUGGGGAAAAAGAGCGCCCACUGAGGGUUGCGGUGGGCGGGCUGGGCCUCCCUCGGCCUCCGAGCCAGCGCGGCAGGAGUUAAGGCCCUCCCCUUCGGUUCGCUCGGCUGACCUUCACGGGGCGACCAGAGAGGCAACCAUGCGCAUGCGCCCCAGGCGCCCGGGAGGAGCCCGGUAAUUCGGGAGGGGUGAAUCAACCAGUGUAAAGCCUCAGCGCCCGGGGGGGGGGCUUGUUUCCUUCCAAUCUGCCCGCCCCCUCCGCUCCGUCCCAUUGGCAGCGGGGUGGUGGUGGCGUGAAGGGCAUCUUCUUCAGUGGGGUUCCCGGUUCCUGCCCCGCCCCCCCCCCCCCCCGGGCUGUAAUUGUGUUGCCUGUAAGUGCCUGGGCAGGCUGGGACGCCUGGGUGAACUGGCUGCCCCCUUCCUUCACGUGUGAACACGCCGCCCCCGUUCUGCCUCCAGAAGAUUCCCAAGCCCUCCCGGGGACAGGGAGAGGCGGCCUGGGAUGCCAUCAGGAGCUCGCAUGCCCCACCAGGGGGCGCCCAUGGGUCCCCCGGGCCCUCCCUAUGUUGGAAGCCCCUCUGUGCGCCCUGGGAUGCCCCAGGCUGUGAUGGAGCCCACACGCAAAAGGGCAGCGCCGCAGCAGGCCCAGCAGCAGGCGCAGCAGCAGCAGCAGCAGGCCCAGCAGCAGCAGGCGCAGCAGCAGGUGCAGCAGGCGCAGCAGCAGCAGGCGGAGCAGCGGCAGGCAGCGGCUGUGACUCAGAACCGGCCACGCAGUGCCAAGAGGAGGAAAAUGGCUGACAAAAUCCUUCCCCAGAGGAUCCGGGAGCUUGUCCCAGAGUCGCAGGCUUACAUGGACCUUCUGGCCUUUGAGCGUAAGCUGGAUCAGACCAUCAUGCGCAAGCGAGUGGACAUCCAAGAGGCCCUGAAGAGGCCCAUGAAGCAAAAGCGGAAGCUGCGCCUUUACAUCUCCAAUACCUUCAACCCAGCCAAGUCUGACGCCGACGACUCCGACGGCAGCAUCGCUUCCUGGGAGCUGCGUGUGGAGGGCAAACUGCUCGAUGAUCUUAGCAAGCAGAAGCGGAAGUUUUCUUCUUUCUUCAAGAGUUUAGUCAUCGAGCUGGACAAGGAUCUCUACGGACCAGACAAUCACCUGGUAGAGUGGCACCGGACCCCUACCACCCAAGAGACUGAUGGCUUCCAGGUGAAGAGACCGGGGGACGUCAGUGUACGCUGCACUCUUCUGCUCAUGCUGGAUUACCAGCCGCCACAAUUUAAACUUGACCCCCGCCUGGCCCGCUUGCUGGGCAUCCACACACAGACCCGCUCAGCCAUUAUCCAGGCUCUCUGGCAGUACAUCAAGACCAACAAGCUGCAGGACUCCCACGACAAGGAAUACAUCAACUGUGACAAGUACUUUCAGCAGAUCUUUGACUGUCCACGGCUCAAGUUCUCAGAAAUCCCGCAGAGGCUCACCAACCUGCUCUUGCCACCCGACCCCAUAGUCAUCAAUCACAUCAUCAGUGUAGACCCCAACGACCAGAAGAAGACCGCCUGCUAUGACAUUGACGUUGAAGUGGAAGAUCCUUUGAAAGGACAAAUGAGCAGUUUUCUUCUCUCCACAGCCAACCAGCAGGAAAUCACAGCCCUGGAUAACAAGAUUCAUGAGACAAUCGAGUCCAUCAAUCAGUUAAAGAUACAGCGAGAUUUCAUGCUGAGUUUCUCCAAGGACCCCAAAGGAUACAUCCAAGAUCUUCUCCGAUCGCAGAGCAGAGACCUGAAGGUCAUGACCGAUGUGGUGGGCAAUCCGGAAGAGGAGCGGAGAGCUGAGUUCUACCAUGAGUCCUGGUCCCAGGAGGCCGUGAGCAGAUAUUUCUACUGCAAGAUCCAGCAGCGCAGGCAAGAGUUGGAGCAGUCCCUCGGUGUGCGAAAUACAUAGGUGGCCCACGUGACCUGCUGCUGGCCCCUGUGGGGGCCCCCCAUCUGCCAAUGGACCUCUCAGUGUUAUGUAGCUCCCAUUGUCUGUGGGCUUGCCUCGUGACUGGGCCCAGCAAUGCCAAACCUGCCUCACCAGCUGUCGAGUGUGUUUUGACCCAUAAGCGCCUCCUCUUCCUCUUCCUCUUCCUCCCCUUUUUUGGUUGGCUGGGAGGGGCUUCUGCUCACCUGACUCACUUCCACUGGCGGGUAAGGCCACCUGCACGUGAUGCACAGGAAUGCCUUUGGACCGAAGGCGGAGGGGUUUGGAGGGGCAAGCGGUCAGGCCCCGUGGCAGCAGGGCUCCUGAACCUCCUCACCCUCGCCCUGUUCCCUGCCCUCUGCCUCUUUUUCUUUCGCUGCCUCUUCGGGCAUCAAGUAGCAAGGGUGACAAUUUCUGGAUUGACAGAGGCUUCAGAAAGCAAUGCACAUGGGGGCUUUAGCCGUUGCCAGGAGGGGUGGGGGUGGGGGGCAUCCCACCAGCCUCCCAGCCGCACCAUCAGGUCUGUUGGCAAAGCUGCCUUGCACCCCAACUCCCCUCCUCCUCUUCCUCCUCCUCCCUCUUGCGGUUAGCUGUGCCGGUGGCCCCCUUGGCAUUCUCACCGCUUGGCCCCAGGCAAGGCCCUUGGGUGGGAAGGGCUGAAAUAUUAGACAGGUUCCCCCCCCCAAUCCCUCCCUCCCCCAUUUCCUCAGAGACGAGUCCAAGGAGGCAAGCCCUGCCCUUCCCUGGGGGCAGUGACAAAGUGGGUGCUUUCGUGGGGGGGGGUGUCCCUUCCACAGCUGGAAGGCCCCCCCAGACCCCCAAGGGGUGGAAUGCUUCGCAGGCAAGGCAUCCCAGAGCCGGGAGUACCAAAGGGCUCCAGCCUCAGCUGAGCUGGUGGGCAGAGGGUCAGAUUCUGCUGGGCAAGGAAGCCCUAUGGCCUGGCUGGGUUGGAUAGCCGAGACGUUUGGGGUCUUGAGCCUCCAGGGCUUCUGCCGCUCCUGGGACAGGCAUACCUCAUGGUUGCAGGCUUCAGCAUGACCUUGGGCGGCUGUUUCUGGCAUGGUAUCUCAAAAGCAGUGGCUCUCCCUGCAUGCCUGUGGUUGGUCGGUCAGUCGGUCAGUCGGUCGGUCCAGCGCUUCCUUGCUGGGGCAAAGAGCUGCCCCUCUCCCUCAGCAGUUUCACCUGUUGGAUCAAGCAAGGGCCCUGAAGCUCCGCCUCCUUGUGCUUCUCUCUCUCUCUCUCUCUCUCUCUCUCUCUCUCUCUCUCUCCCUUCCUACCUCCUCCUCUCCCAUUUGCAAAGCUUCAAAAGCUGCAAUGUAGAAAGAUGUUCAGUCCCUCUUUAUGACCCAAGAUGGGGCACACCCCAGCGGCAUAGGACCAACUGUUUCUGUUUUGUACUUUGCCACAGGCAGCAAGCCUGGGGAAGCAGCCCCCCCUUUGAGCCAGGCCAUCCGAGGCUGCAGGGCGAGGCAGGGCACAGUCCUGGCCAGGGCCAUCUUGGCUGGACGGCCUCUGCCCAGCCGCUUCUGCUCUUUGGUCCUGCACUGGCAGAGGCCCAACGGCUGCCACCAAGAGCCCUGCCAGACGACUGCUAGAGCGGUGCUUCCCUGCGGGUUGGGCAGCUGCCCUUGAGGAAUCAACUCUUGGCUCUAGCCAGGGAGCAGAGCAGUGUGGGGUGAAGCGUGCCAUGGGCAGGCCAGUUGGAGGGCAAAGGCCGCUUUAUCAGAUAAGGACAUGCUGAGAGUCUGCACGGGGAGACACGGCGAGGGAGAUGCUGGGCUGCCAGGCAGAAUAAUGCGACUCUCUCCGGGUCCUUCUGCAUGGAUGGACCCAAGGGGAAGCCAAUGGCCUAGGAAUGGACACAAUGCCAUGUCAGAGUACAGGCUUUCUAUGGAGAAGGUGCCCAUGCCAAUCUGCCAGGCCACUCGUGGCAGGGCUAGGAAUGGGUACCCCUGGAGAGCCACAGCCACCCUCCAGCAUAGACCAAAGGUUGUCGGAUGCACACCCCCGCGACUGUCUCCUUUUCCUGCUAGCGAACCCAGUGGCUUUGUUUCUCAAAAUGUGGAACUGUGAUUUUUUUUAGGGUCAGAACCCACGUACACACGUGGAAUUGUGGAGCUGUGAGGGUUUGACAAGCCACAACAGGCUGUGUGAAGGGGAGCAGCAAACACAAAGCCAGGCCCUCAGCCCUGAUUAAAUCUUGCAGCUGUGGUGGAGGUGGUGGUGGCAGCAAGCAGGCGGCAAAACUAGUAAUGGCGAUACUUCAAGAGCCAGAAAAUGAAUCAUACCUGGACUCUUCAGUGCUUCUAAUGUAGCUGUCAUGAGCCACCAAGCCUCCUCCAAAAUAUGGCGACUCAGUGCAAUCAGUGGUCUCCUCUCAUUAUUAGCCCUAUUUAUGUACUGGCCUUUAAUGCCUGCAGGAUGGCUGAAGGGCCUCAAACCGUGCCCAGCCCUGGUUGGCUUGAAAAAUUGGAGGUGAACAAAAUGGUCCCGGAAAAGGGCUUUUUCAGAGGCAUUUAACGAGUACUGAGAAUCUGGCAUGCAGGAGCCCCUGGAUAACCAUCUGCUGUCUUGUCCCACUUGAUGGAUGGCCAGUGAAAGCACCUCAGUGUGUUUGUGGGGGGGGGGUAAGAGAGAUGAGGGAGAGCAGGUGGAAGAGCCCAAGGUCAGCUCCAUUUGCUUGAAGGUCUAUUGUAUCUGCCAUCAAGGCUCAUCCAAUUUACAGUGACCCUAAAGGUUUAUAAAGGUAUGUGAGAGACUGGAGGACUGGUUAUACUGUUGCCACUCCCAGUGGGAUUUCAGGCUGAGCAGGGAUUUGAACCCAGGGCUCCUGAGUGGUCUUCACUGCAACACAGUGGCUGUCUCAGAAGUCUACAGGUCUAGCAAACAUGGAAAGUGUGUAGCACGUCGAUGCCUCUUUGCCUCUGCCAGUGGGUCUCUCUCCUGGCAACCAGCCAUAGGCAGGCCACUUCUUGACGAUAGCAAGUCACAUGUUAGGUGACCUGCCUACUAAAUCCUUCCUAGACAAGCUGAGUCUGGCUUCAUCCUCCUGCCUCAUUCUGGAUGCCUGUUGCUCUCCAUUGGUCAGUGCUCACUAAAAGUUGCAAGCAAGUAUUUGCUUCGCACAAGGCAGCUGGAGAAAAGGGGGAUGGAUUAAGCAGUUUGGGGAAAAACAGAAAUCUCGCACUUCCUCUCCCUUCAAAACCCUGCCUGUAAUCCAAGCCUGGAUGCCAGGCAAGGUAGCAGGGUCUGGCAGGCCACGCGCAAACAAGCAGCGUGCCAUGGUGUUGAGUUACAGAAGGUGAGGAAAAGGGGGUAUGAAGCUCAGUGGCCAUAAGAGAUCAGACUUGGUAAAAUCCAGAAACAAAAGGCAGUAUUAGAAUAAAAAUAACAAACAGUAAAACAUGGCUACACAUUCAGAACGAAUCUAAAAGCAAGAUCUUUAUCAAACUGUCAAAAAUGUAAGACAUUUCUGGAGAUUCACUGUGAUAUAGCUUGGGACCUGUUACAGCACACAAAGUGCUGAUACUGAAGGAAACAAUGGAAGCAGGGUAACUUUUAUCCAGAAGCUUGACUCAGUUUUUACCAUUUGGUGAUGCCUUACUUCUAGAUUUGUUCUGCAUGUCUGCUCAUCUUGUACCCCAGACAUGGGCAAAGUGUGGCCCGAGGGCCACAUACGGCCCGCGAGCCACUCCUGUCCGGCCCAC
This is a messenger RNA of Pogona vitticeps (central bearded dragon), 5700 nucleotides long. The record is from RefSeq and is a predicted model, not a curated record. NCBI's taxonomy places the organism in Eukaryota, Metazoa, Chordata, Lepidosauria, Squamata, Agamidae.